UUUGGAUUAUUUGCAAACGUAUUAACAUUUGACAGUCAGAAAGUGAAACUGUUUACAUUAGACCUCAUUUGUCGCAGGCUGUGGUGUUAAGUGUACUUGUUUUUCUGUUUAGGGUUGCCAUAGCCUCAUGACUCUUGGCUCUGGCAGUUAUCAUGUUACAAACCAGCACGUUCACUCCCGUGGUGGUGAUGUCUCAAACGAAAGAGACACCACAAAAGCCCUUCGAGAAAACUCCACCGAGCAAAGCAAGCAGGUUUUACCUUUUAAGUUCUCGCUAUGCCAGCGUCCAACCAGGGCUGGCCAGAGGAGUUUGGCUUUCAGAUAGGGGGACAUGGACCGAGCUACAUCCUGACAGUGGAGGAGGGAAGCAGUGCUCAGCUGUCUGGACUACAGCCUGGAGAUCAGGUCUUGGAGAUUGAAGGCCAAAAUGUUUCCAGUCUGAGUGCUCAGGAGGUCAUUGCUCUUGCCCAGUCACAACGAAACAUCCCACCUAGUAUUGGAGUAGUUUCACGCAUCCAACAGAUGGACAUCACUCCAGGCCCUGAUGGCCGUUUUGGAUUCACUAUAGUAGGAGACUGUCCACUGUUGGUGGAGGAUUGUUCACCCUGUUCUCCAGCGGGCCGCAGUGGACUUAGAGCUGGAGAUUAUGUCAUGGAGGUCAACGGGAUCCCUGUGAAGCACCAUGAGAUGGCGGCCGCUUUGAUAAAGGCCUCUCAGGGCCGGACGCUACGUCUUGGGGUGCUGUGUAUGGGCAGCCGGCAGAAACGCAGCAGCGGCAGCCUGGAGGGUUUACAGAAAGAUACUGACGGCAUGCGCCAGGACCGCAAACACAAGGCCCUGGAGUUUAACAGAAGGGUCGAGGAGAUUUUGAGGAAUGAACCGGAGGUGAAGGAGAAACUGUUUGCUGUGCUGAAGCAGUUUGCUGCAGAGAGGAAAGUGGACUGGCUCGCGUCGGUUCUUCCUGACAUCCUGACAACCGAAGAGCAGCAACAGCUCAUCUCCAACAUCAGGAUCUUCAUCCCCAAGAAGCAUCGGCAGCGCUUCGACGAGGCCGUUUCUCAGAGUCUCAUCAACCGCAUGUGCCGUAGCAAGAGUUUGGGUGAGCCCCAAAACAGACUGCGUCGGAGCCGAAGUCAAGACCACCAUGAGCGUCCUCAAGGAUCCAAAAGGGCCAGCUCUGUGCCCAGAGAUACCGGUGAUGAGCCUGCCCAAAAUGACCGUACCCUCAGGAAGAGCAACACCAUGAUUCCUACCCAAUAUGUCUCUGGAGUCAACCAGAGAACCAUCCGUGUGUACAGGGGGAAGAAGAGUUUUGGCUUCACUCUGAGAGGUCAUGCUCCUGUGUGGAUCGACUCAGUAAUGCCAGGGAGUCCAGCUGAAGCAUGUGGCCUUAAAACAGGAGAUCGCAUAUUGUUCCUUAACGGGCUCGAUAUGAGGAACUGCUCCCAUGAGAAGGUGGUGUCGAUGCUGCAGGGCAGUGGUGCGAUGCCCUCCCUGGUGGUGGAGGAGGGUCCUGUGGAUUAUCCUCAGUCCGAUUCAGAACCAGAGGAAACCCCCAGCGCCCCCCGCUCACGCUCCCCAGCCCUCAGCUCUCUGCAGUGGGUGGCUGAGAUCCUUCCUCCCAGCAUUCGCGUUCACGGCCGUACCUUCAGCCAACAGCUGGAACACCUGCUCACCCUGCAGGAGAGAUACACCAUCUGCAAAGCUCUGGAGACCUUCUUCCAGCACAGGAAUGUGGACACUCUCAUUGUGGAUGUGUUUCCUGUGCUGGACACUCCAGCCAAACAGCUGAUCUGGCAGUUCAUUUACCAACUGCUGACCUACGAGGAGCAGGAGCACUGCAAGACCAAGAUCGCCCGGUUCCUGGGCUUCAAGAGUGCAGAACCAGAGGUGGGUGCAGAAACACACAGGCGGAGCAGCUCUAUGCGGGUUUCAGGUACCUCUCACAAAAACACUGUGAGAGAGAGAAGCUCCGAUGACUGCAUUAUUGGCACUCACCUUGGAAUGGGAACAUUCACUGACCCCGUGACUCCAGAGGAAAGACAGUGUGGGGAUGGAACUUCCUUCCCAGAGUCCCCAGAUCUCAGCCACAUGACAGGAGUUUACACAGAGCUCGGGAACGUGUAUCCUGUGAAGAGCAGCCAGUCUCUCCAGAGUCACUCAUCACCCAGGGCUGCUGGCAUGGGCCUCGCUGAGAGCAAUACAUACACUCAGUCUUUCACACACAGCACCGCAGGGAACCGUAAGUCAGGCCUCUCGCUUACAUGGACUGAUUCCUUUCCUGGGCCUCAGUUUGAGACUUACCAGCAGACUGUUGCUUCUCCAGACAGUGUGGACUCUAAUCCCUAUGUCAGUUUGGACAGCCCCCCUGCCUCUCCUCUGCCUUCUGAUGAACUCAGUCCUCUGCCCCAGCGCAGAAAGCUAUUCACCUUCUCACGUCCACCUCGCAGCAGAGACACAGACAAGUUUCUGGAUGCCCUGAGCGAGCAGCUGGGUCACCGAGUUAAUAUUGUGGAUGACUUCAAGGGCGGAGAGAAUGACUAUGAGGAGAUGAGUUUCCAGGAUGAACAGGAAGUGAACAUGCUGCCUCACGAGUUAAGCAGUGCCAGCAGUGAAGACCACAGCAGCAGUGACGACUCCACCUCAGUGUCCUACUCCUCCGGCUCUGACCACAUCCCUCCUCCACCACAGAGUCCUCCACCUCCACCACCUCCCCUUCAGUUCACAGACUCACCCUCUCCCCUUCCCAUCACCCCAGAGCACCUGCCCCAACCUCCCCCAGCCUUUCAGCACCAUCCGAUUAUAGCCCCACCACCACCUCCACCUCGCCCCUUCCUUGCCAACCGCCCCUCACUACACAAGGUUCUGCCCACCAGGGAGGAGCUCAGGGCUCAACACAGCCAUCCCCGACGCUCUUCACCCCAGCCGAGCAGUCAACCUAUUCUCCAGUUACACCAACCGAAGGCUCAUCCCAUCCUACAGUCAUCCCCACACACCUCCCCUCAACCCCCGCAUACAAGUGCACAACACACUCGCCUCCAACACCCCAGCCAAUCCAUUUACCAGAGCCAGCAGACUACUGUUCCCAGAACCUCCCCCAGCUUGACCAAACAGAAAAGCCUCCAUUCCCAACCUUCUCAACAAAGCUUUGAAGGCACACUGUCAAGCAAGGUUCCCCCUCCUCCACCUCCUCCUCUACCCCCACCUUGUGAUCCUCCACCUUUACCCAAACCCAGUCCGAAAGCCUCUGACAACAAUCACAUGAGUGUGAAGAGAUUGCGCUGGGAGCAGGUGGAGAACUCUGAAGGAACUAUCUGGGGACAGCUUGGAGAUGAUCCGGACUAUCAUAAACUCAGUGACAUGGUCAAGUACUUGGAUCUGGAUUUGUACUUUGGCACACAGAGGAAUUCCAUCUCUCUUCCAGAGCCCACCUUCCUGCCCGAGAACUUAAAAAAGAAAGACGUGGUUGAGAUUCUCUCCCAUAAAAAGGCCUACAAUGCCUCGAUCCUCAUAGCGCAUCUGAAGCUGGCCCCGAAAGAGCUGCGGGACAUCCUCAUGACCAUGAGCACUGAGCGUCUGGAGCCCGCACACAUUAAACAACUGUUGCUCUACGCUCCCGAUGACGAAGAGGUCAAACAGUUUCAGCAUUACGACCAGGACCCUGCUAAACUCAGCGAACCCGACCAGUUCGUCCUACAGAUGCUACUAGUUCCUGAGUAUAAAACCAGACUGAGGAGUCUUCUUUUUAAGACCACUGUGCAGGAGAAAACAGAAGAAAUGAGAGCUGCGUAUGAAUGCAUAUACAAAGCCUCAUUAGAGCUCAAAAACAGCAAGAGGUUGGCCAAGAUCCUUGAGUUUGUUUUAGCAAUGGGAAAUUAUCUGAAUAAUGGUCAGCCCAAGACCAAUAAAACAACAGGAUUCAAAAUUAACUUCCUAACAGAGCUAAACACAACUAAAACAGUUGAUGGAAAGUCAACUUUCCUCCAUAUCCUUGCCAAAUCACUCUGCCAACACUUCCCAGAACUCCUCGGCUUUUCCAGGGACCUCAUAACAGUGCCAUUAGCUGCCAAAGUCAAUCAGAGGACCAUUACUGCUGAUCUCAGUGACGUUCACUCCACCAUCCAGGACAUAAGAACCGCCUGUGUGAAAAUCCCAGCUACAGCAGAGGAUCGAUUCGCAGCCGUCAUGAGUAGCUUUCUGGAAAACUGUCAUCCAGCGGUUCAAUCCCUCGACUCCUUGCAGCAAAGAGCGAUGGACGAGUUUCAUAAAGUGGCCUCUUACUUUGGAGAGGACAGUAAGGUCACAACCACAGAGACCUUCUUCGGCAUCUUCGCUGAGUUCAUUUCCAAAUUUGAGAGAGCACUGAGUGAAACACAAGGAACAGAAAACCCCAAAAGCCCACGAAUCGCCUCACCGCUGGCAUGGUGAAAACCCUCGACAUCUGCAGAACGCCCAUGUGCCAAUAACAAGGAGAAUCUGAUAAUGUGGAAGGAAACAUCAUUACUUUAAAUAUCUUAGAUGAAUCAACAAUAUCUUUAAAAUAAAGAACAUACUUCUAUAUUUUAUACAAUGUUUCAGGUGUUAUAUAAACUAUAUUAAUAUAAGAUAACUAUCAAUGAUUUAGUUUUGAGAUUUCCCGCUGCUAGAGAAGGUGAUCACUUUAGGUGGAUUGAUGGUAUUUUUGAUGGUUUAUUUUGGUACCGAGGUGAAUGAAUGUCUUCAUGAUGAACUUACUCAUCCUCAAGCCAAAUGUAUUGUAACACACACACACACACACACACACAAUUCUUCACAGUAUAAGUGUUUAUUGUUGUACUCCAUUAUGAUAGAACAAGAGUCGCCCUUCAUAUGGGGAGAGAAAAUGAUUUUCAAGCUCACUGAUCAAUUGUAAUAUUUUGCGAGACGUCAUAAAAUUGGUUUCGGCUAUGAAAUAAAGAUGCUGAAGUUUGACAUGAUGAAAGGAUGGAAGUGUAAACAUAUCAUCUGUGUUCAGUAUGUAGCUUUGUCAGAUUUUUAGGUAGCUAGCUGCUGUUGUUUAAGGUUACAUAAUGCAUUUCUUCCUGAUGUCUUCUGUUCUGAACAAAUGCAUGAUUUUCCUUAUUGCCGGUCUUUGCGUCAUCUGUGUGGGUUUCUUUCUCCAAGUCAACAUUUCUUUAAAUCAAAGAUGAUCUAUGAGGAGAAAAGUCUACAGUUUGCAUGUAGCAGAGUAUUUUUAUGUAACGUGUUUCUGUAUAUUGAUUUGUUAUAUUGAACAUGUUCUACCAAAUUAAUUAGUUGUAAAUGAAUAUUUGUGUACAAAUUGUUGCUGUGACUAGCCUAGUGUUUUCCUGAGCAGUUCUAUAUCGCCUUUAAUAUCAUCGGGCUACAUAAUGAAGCGUUUUAAUGAGAUGUCUAAUUUGUUUUGCCUGAAUAAAUACGCUUUCACUGACAA
Messenger RNA from Danio rerio (zebrafish), 5431 nucleotides. The record is from RefSeq and is a predicted model, not a curated record. NCBI's taxonomy places the organism in Eukaryota, Metazoa, Chordata, Actinopteri, Cypriniformes, Danionidae.